GGAAGAGCUGUCGCCAUGUUGUCGGUUGCCGCCCGCUCGGGCCCGUUCGCGCCCGUCCUGUCGGCCACGUCCCGCGGGGUGGCGGGCGCGCUACGGCCCCUGGUGCAGGCCUCAGUGCCCCCCACCUCGGAGCCACCUGUGCUGGACCUGAAGCGGCCCUUCCUGUGCCGGGAGUCGCUGAGUGGGCAGGCCGCGGCCCGGCCUCUGGUGGCCUCCGUGGGCCUCAAUGUCCCUGCUUCUGUUCGUUAUUCCCAUACAGACAUCAGAGUGCCCGACUUCUCUGACUACCGUCGUGCCGACGUUUUAGAUAGUACCAAGUCUUCCAAAGAGAGCAGCGAGGCUAGAAAAAGCUUCUCCUAUUUGAUAACUGCAGCCACCACCGUGGGUGUCGCAUAUGCUGCCAAGAAUGUGGUCUCCCAGUUUGUUUCCAGCAUGAGUGCUUCAGCCGAUGUGUUGGCCAUGUCGAAAAUCGAAAUCAAGUUGUCCGAUAUUCCAGAAGGCAAGAACAUGACCUUCAAAUGGAGAGGCAAACCCCUGUUUGUCCGUCACAGAACCCAGAAAGAAAUUGAACAGGAAGCUGCUGUCGAAGUGUCCAAGUUGAGGGACCCACAGCAUGACUUAGAGCGAGUACAGAAGCCUGAAUGGAUUAUCCUGAUUGGUGUUUGCACGCAUCUCGGUUGUGUGCCUAUCGCAAAUGCAGGCGAUUUUGGUGGUUAUUACUGCCCUUGCCAUGGGUCACACUAUGAUGCAUCUGGCAGGAUCAGGAGGGGGCCCGCGCCUCUCAACCUGGAAGUUCCGUCAUAUCAGUUCACCAGCAAUGAUAUGGUUGUGGUUGGGUAGAGACUCGAACUCACAUCAGAGGCUGCAUCAGUCUUCAUGCCACCUUAGGAGAGUUAUUUGAGAGCAGGCCUCCUGCACUACAAGUUGGUUGAUUGGAAAUACUUAAGAAUUGCUAAUAAUGUAUUUGCAAACAUUGUGAAGUAAAUUGAAUCUAAUGUUGAAUACUUCCAAGCAUUUACCUAAUAAAACCACUGUUAAACAUUGUUACGCUCAGUCAUAGACUUGAAAAGUACUGUGUCUUUGAUAGUUAAUUCUAAUUAAAAAUACAGGCUGGUUACGAGA
Messenger RNA from Loxodonta africana (African savanna elephant), 1122 nucleotides. Its product is annotated as cytochrome b-c1 complex subunit Rieske, mitochondrial. Gene Ontology annotation, biological process: mitochondrial electron transport, ubiquinol to cytochrome c. Gene Ontology annotation, molecular function: quinol-cytochrome-c reductase activity; 2 iron, 2 sulfur cluster binding. Gene Ontology annotation, cellular component: membrane. The record is from RefSeq and is a predicted model, not a curated record. The transcript has 2 exons. Bases 16 to 840 code for a protein of 274 amino acids. NCBI's taxonomy places the organism in Eukaryota, Metazoa, Chordata, Mammalia, Proboscidea, Elephantidae.